Salpingoeca rosetta is the source of this 1780-nucleotide messenger RNA. RefSeq lists its product as uncharacterized. The record is from RefSeq and is a predicted model, not a curated record. The transcript has 14 exons. Bases 102 to 1379 code for a protein of 425 amino acids. NCBI's taxonomy places the organism in Eukaryota, Choanoflagellata, Craspedida, Salpingoecidae.
GGAGCAAAGACUUCCGCGAUUUCCUCAAGUCUGCGCUGUCAAGAAUCCGCCCAAACGCCCCUCGGCCGCCAGCCUGACCAAAGCACUCGUUCUUCAAGCAGAUGCGGCACAACGCCAACGCCCUCUCCGAUCUGGUCAAGAGCGUCUCCUCACUCGGCGACAAGCACGCGCAGUCGCUCGUGCAGGAAUACGAAAUCGACGAAGGAAGCGAGUCCACUCUCAAACCCUCAAAGCAGCGCGUGUCUGCGAUUGUGGACGACACGAGCGACUAUGCGGAGCUCCCCAUGACCACGGUGGCCGUCGAAGACAACCCAAACGAAUCAAAGGCAAAGACCGGCGACUGGCAGAAGUCUUCCAAGGACUACGUCCCCGUCAGUCCAAUCUACGCCAAUCUGCCGCGCGGCAAGCCCGGCGUGCCACCGCGCUCUCCAUCCAAGCCCUCCUCCCGACCCCCGCCGUCCAAGCAGCCGGCGCAGCCGCCGCGUAAGGAGACGGGCUCUUCCUUCGUUCUAAGCAACGUCUUUGCUGGCUGCCCACUCAGGGUGUUGUGUGCUGCGAGCUGGAAGCAUCAGCCCAACGGGCAGGAGCCGCUCCUGUACAUCAUCGUCGGGGCAGAGACGGGCCUGUAUGUGCUGGAGACGAGCGGUGACAAGCGCGAGCUCGUGCAGGUUUCGCGACGCCGCUGCACGUGGCUGUAUGUCAUGGACGAGGAGGGUAUCAUGAUCUCCGUCUCUGACGUCGAUGGCCGCGGGCAGGUGUGCGUGCAUGAUCUCAACUCACUGCUCGUCGGACCCGAUGAGGACAUCCGAUUCAAGACAACCCGCCUCCUCGACGGCGCCUCUGGUGCGCGCUGUGCCGUCACCCGCACCCCCGACACGGGCUUCACCUUCCUCUGCGUCACCGUUCCCCGCCAGCAUGCGCUUUGCCCGUUGCUUCGUGUAUCCGUGCAUGUGUUUGAAUGCGACAAGCACGCGCAGUCGCUCGUGCAGGAAUACGAAAUCGACGAAGGAAGCGAGUCCACUCUCAAACCCUCAAAGCAGCGCGUGUCUGCGAUUGUGGACGACACGAGCGACUAUGCGGAGCUCCCCAUGACCACGGUGGCCGUCGAAGACAACCCAAACGAAUCAAAGGCAAAGACCGGCGACUGGGAGAAGUCUUCCAAGGACUACGUCCCCGUUGCCGUGUACACCCCCGAUGCUGUGAUUGCUUUUAGCCGUCAUCGCAUGGAGCGUCGCUCUGUCCACACGGGCAAGAUCACCCAUCAGAUGAAAGACGCACGAGAGACGUUCCGGGUUGUCGGUAAGGAAGGCAACAUCAUCAUUGAAGCGCAGACAGAGGGCGAGGACACAUCCCACCUCUACCUCCUCAUUCGCAAGUAGAUGCCGCAACAGCACUCUCGUUCACACACAGCCCCCAAUACACCAAGCACAACCUGUUGCAACGCGUGCAUUGCGCAGGCGGGUAGUGCGUGAGUGGUUGUGGCAUGCACUUCUUCUCGGUUCAGUUUUGGUUGUGCUGCUGUGUGUUUUGAUUCUUACCUGACUGUGGUGGAUGUUGUCAUGUCAAGGAGUUGCGUGUUGUGGUUGUAUGUUGUGUGUGUGUGUGUGCAUGUGUGUUCCCAUUGCCUCGCUUGCUUACCUGUGCUUGUUGUGUCUGUGCUUUCCCUCUUGCUUUCCCUGUCGUUUUGCUUGUUGUUCUUCCCUCGCUUGCCACCCUCUUGCACUGUCCACGACACCAGUGCCGUCAUCAUCCACAACCCAAAGUAGACAAACAUCUCGCA